GGGGAAAAGCCAAUCCUAGGUGGAACAGGUAACCGGUAAUAAGCAUCUCUUUGCUCUCUCCGAUCGUCUUUACUACCUCUUUGAUUCUUCCUCCAGCUUUCUCUCUCAGACAAACAGAUCUUACAUUCGUCUCAAAGUUUCCUUUCAGAGAUGAAGACAGGAAAGGGGAAAGGUAAAGCUAAGACCACUAAGGAAGCCUUGAAGCCAGUUGAUGACAGAAGGGUGGGAAAGAGGAAGGCACCGGCUGAGAAGCCUCAGCCUAGCAAGCGGGAGAAGAAGGCCAAGAAGGACCCUAACAAACCCAAAAGAGCUCCUAGUGCCUUCUUUGUCUUCCUGGAAGAUUUUAGGCAAACGUUUAAGAAAGAGAAUCCAGAUGUGAAGGCUGUCUCUGCUGUUGGGAAAGCUGGAGGGCAGAAAUGGAAGUCAAUGUCUCAGGCCGAAAAAGCUCCAUAUGAAGAGAAAGCUGCAAAGAGGAAAGCUGAAUACGAAAAGCAAAUGGAUGCAUACAACAAAAGCUUGGAGGAAGGGAGUGAUGAAUCUGAAAAUUCUCUAUCCGAAGUGAAUGAUGAAGAUGAAGCUAGUGAGGAGGAAGAGAAGGUGGAGAAGGGAAAGGCAGGUGAGGACGAAGAUGAUGAUGACGAUGAUGAAGAAGAUGAGGAAGAUGACGAGGAAGAAGACUAAACUGGAGAUAGAGAUCAGAGUUUGGAUCUCGAGCGUAACUGCAGGUCCAAAAGCAGAAGUAAGUAUUUUGUAAUUUGUGUGUGUUGACAACUAUAGAUCGAAAUGGUGUGUUGUGCUUCUUUUUUUUUUUUUUCCCUAAGAAAGCCAAACAGUUCUUAGCGGUUCAUGUAAGUUUAUUUCAGCUUUCUAUCCACGACGUACAGUUUACCAAGACA
This is a messenger RNA of Brassica rapa (field mustard), 896 nucleotides long. Its product is annotated as high mobility group B protein 1. NCBI's taxonomy places the organism in Eukaryota, Viridiplantae, Streptophyta, Magnoliopsida, Brassicales, Brassicaceae. The record is from RefSeq and is a predicted model, not a curated record.